Messenger RNA from Peronospora matthiolae, 768 nucleotides. The record is from the annotation of a GenBank genome assembly. NCBI's taxonomy places the organism in Eukaryota, Oomycota, Peronosporomycetes, Peronosporales, Peronosporaceae.
AUGACGGCGAUCUACAUCAAGAACCGCCUGCCUUCACCCAAGAUCGACCACAAGACUCCGUUCGAGAUCGUGUACAAGUCGAAACCAAGUGUCAAGCACAUGCGCGUGUUUGGAUGUCGGGCGUUUAUCCUGACACCAAGGGAGAAGCGAUUGAAGUGGGACCCGAAGGCUCGUGAAGGGAUAUUCAUGGGCUACGAAGAAGUGUCAAAAGCUUAUCGAGUGUACGACAUUGAGGCGGACCAAGUGGUGAUCAGUCGUGACAUCACCUUCGACGAAUCGACUUUUGACUUUUCGAUGGACCGACCAAGUGACGAUGAUGAAGAUGCGGAGUUGGAUCUCGACCUCCUGGCGAUCAACGAGGACGACGUGCGUCAAACUGUCUACAAGCAGACUGGCAAGCGCAAGAGUGAAGCAAGACCCGGCAUGUCACGUUCAGCUCGCCCUCGAACUGGAUUGGAACAAGCAAGUGCGCCGGCACACGUCUCCAACCGUCACCAGAAACGACGAUCAAGUGCUCCAGAAACGAUGUCUGAUGACGAAGAAGAUGCAAGCGUCAACGAUCAAGAUGACGACUUGACGCCUCCAACAUUUUGGCGUGCAAGUGCAAACGCAGUGGAAGCAACGGACCUAGCAGAACCUGUGACUUUUCAAGACGCGAUCAAUGGUCCUGAUCAAGCCUCACUGGCGAAAUGCUGUGAAGGCGGAACUCAAGUCGAUGCAUCUUCGUGGAGUUUUCCGUGCGGCAUGUUGAAAAGACAGCGGCUGUGA